Molecule: messenger RNA, 1167 nt
Organism: Pipistrellus nathusii (Nathusius's pipistrelle)
Lineage: Eukaryota; Metazoa; Chordata; Mammalia; Chiroptera; Vespertilionidae
Source: the annotation of a GenBank genome assembly
AUGUCAGGCAUGCUGUGGAAGUUGCUGCUGCGAUCCCAGCCUUGCAGGCUGUGUUCUUCCAGAAAGAUGCUACCAGCUCCCAAACACAGACCUUUUUUAGCUGGCUUCACCUAUACAACUAACCAUCGGCCUAACAAGGAAAAUCAAAGAACAGUGGAAAAGCUCCAUCAGUUUUCAGUUGACAUCAGGAAAAUACGCAGAUUGAAAGGAUGGGUCCUUUUGGAGGAUGAGACCUACGUUGAAGAAAUUGCAAAUAUUUUACAACAAGUAGGUGCCAGUGAGACUGCAGUAGCCAGCAUUUUGGAACGCUGCCCUGAAGCCAUUGUCUGCAGUCCAACCGCUGUUAACUCCCAGAGGGAACUCUGGCAGUCCGUCUGCAAAAGUGAGGAAGAGUUGGUCAAGUUAAUAGAACAGUUUCCAGAAUCUUUCUUUACCGUUCAAGACCCGGAGAACCGGAAACGGAAUGUUCAGUUCUUUCAAGAGCUGGGACUCAAAAAUGUGGUCAUUAGCAGAUUUUUGACAACUGCACCUAGUAUUUUUAAUAAUCCUGUUGAGAAGAAUAAGCAGGUGAUAAGGAUUCUCCAAGAGAGCUAUCUAAAUUUAGGUAGCUCUGAGACCAACAUGAAAGUUUGGUUACUAAAGUUAUUAAGCCAAAACCCAUUCAUUUUGUUAAAUUCUCCAGCAGCUAUAAAGGAAACACUGGAAUUUCUCCAGGAGCAAGGUUUCACAGACUCUGAAAUUCUCCAACUUCUGUCUAAACUGAAAGGGUUUCUCUUUCAACUUGGUCCAAAAAGUAUACAGAACAGUAUUUCCUUCUCUAAAGAUGCUUUUAAAUGCACAGAUCAUGACCUGAAGCAGUUAGUUUUGAAAUGUCCUGCCCUUUUGUAUUAUUCCGUUCCCAUUUUGGAAGAGAGAAUGCAGGGAUUAUUGAAAGAAGGAAUUUCCAUAGCUCAAAUAAGAGAAACGCCCAUGGUUCUGGAAUUAACACCGCAGAUAGUGCAGUACAGGAUAAGGAAACUGAAUUCCUUGGGCUACAGAGUAAAGGAUGGACACCUAGCCAGUCUAAAUGGGACGAAAAAAGAGUUUGAGGCUAACUUUGGUAAAAUCCAGGCCAAAAAAGGAAGGCCAUUAUUUAAUCCUGUGGCACCGUUACAUGUUGAUGAGUAA